Molecule: messenger RNA, 1219 nt
Organism: Lingula anatina
Lineage: Eukaryota; Metazoa; Brachiopoda; Lingulata; Lingulida; Lingulidae
Product: adrenocorticotropic hormone receptor-like
Biological process (GO): G protein-coupled receptor signaling pathway
Cellular component (GO): membrane
Molecular function (GO): G protein-coupled receptor activity
Source: RefSeq, a predicted model, not a curated record
ACGUGUGUCGUUAUUUAUAUAAAGUGAAAGCAGUUGUGUUCCUGUUCAUUUCGCGGUUACAGAUCCAGGAACAAGUACACUACAACCAGAAAGAUAUCAUUUUGUCUGCGUUAGCAAGCACUGAUUUCGAAGGGAACGAGAAGGCGAGAUGGUUAACUCAAGUGGUGAUAACAGUUCACCGUUCCACCUUGUUCUUCCUAAUGAUCCGCACUCGUCAGUGAACAAUGGUGCCAUAUUAAAGGCACUUUACCCGUUGGAGAUAGCGAUAUGCUCCAUAUCUUUUAUAUUCAACUUGGUGACUUUGUUUACGCUGCAUCACACUAAGAAUCUUAUGGAUCAGUUCCGAUUGUCCCUGCAGCUGGUGACCCUUGGUGACCUCGUGUUUGUGACCGUUGACCUUUUCUAUUCGGUGACCAUAGUCCAAUAUGGCGACAUAGUCGAGGCUGUACAGCCCCAGAACUUAGGCUGCGCGGAUGAAGCACUUAAUGACCUUUCAAGGCAUCUGUUACUGCUCCCAUUACUUUCAACGACAAGCGUAGUAAUCGUACAGUCGCUAUCCAUCGUCAAACCCUUGCAGUUCAAUAGCAUUGUUACUAAACGACGUGUUCUAUUUGGGAUGGCGCUUGCAGUCGGUUUUGUCGCUCUGUCAUAUAUAACAUUACAUGUUGUUUUCUUGGUUGGAAACAUGGAACGAACGUGCUUGGAACACUUCUAUGGUGGGUACACGCGUGUCUCGGCGUUGUAUCUUGGAACUGCCUGUACCGCCAUUGAAAUAGUUAACCUUAUAGUGUACGCGGUUUUCUGGCAUAAGGCUAGAGUCACAUUGACAACCGGUAUGGCCUCAAACACCCAUCAACAUUUUAGGCGUCUACAAGUCACAGUCGGCUUGCUCAUGGGGACAAUUCUUCUCUUCUGGACGCCAGCCGUCGUGAUGUUAUUCCUGAUGGUUCUGAUGUACGACAAUCCUGCAGACAUCAGUAGAGACGCGACCAUCGCUCAUCAAAGCGUUGGCGUGGUAGCACUACUGAACCCGCUGAUGGACCCUCUCAUCUACGUCCUGCGGAUCUCAGAGGUGAAAGGGGGGUACAGAAGGCUGUGGAAGAAGAUGACAAACUCAUGUCAGCCCAAACCCAAGCUUGACCAGAACUCGGAGACCAUCAGCGAUAAAAUGAAAACGAAGGAUCAAGGUUCAGAGGACAGUUAUAACACAUACCUGUAA